Messenger RNA from Lineus longissimus, 2229 nucleotides. RefSeq lists its product as uncharacterized. The record is from RefSeq and is a predicted model, not a curated record. Lineage: Eukaryota; Metazoa; Nemertea; Pilidiophora; Heteronemertea; Lineidae. Gene Ontology annotation, biological process: signal transduction. Bases 67 to 2229 code for a protein of 720 amino acids. The transcript is spliced from 7 exons.
UUGCAAAACGCAGGGAUCAUUUCUCUUCUUACCGCUUUUUUCAUCCAAAGGUUCCAAAAGCGUUUAAUGAGGUCCCAAGAACAUGGAGAAGUGUCAUCGAUUGUUAGGGAUAAAAACGGUCAUAUUGACGAAGGUCACAACCAAGUGAUGUCCUCCGAGUCCCUGGAACCUUCCACGCACUUCGACAAAACAGCAUCUAUCAAGUACAUGGAAAAACAACACCAGAAAUCAUUCAAAUACUUCAGAAAAGAUAAUCGACUCCUCAGCGAAUCCGAUUGGCCAACCCAACAGGAAGAGUCGUGUGGGGUCGACACCGAUUGGCUCACGAAUACGUUAUCCUAUUUGAUUGGUCUGUUUUCAAAUGAUUUGAAUUCGGAAACUGCUUUGGAUGACACACGAUACCAGGAAGCGCUGAUUCUUCUUAGUGAAAGGUUAUCGACAGUGCAAGACGGGUUGCCGAGGGAGACACAAUUUUCAAACAGGAGAAGACUUUUCAAAAAGUUUGCCACUCAAAAAGAUAUAUUUCCAACGCUUAGAAAAAUGUUGGAGUUGCACCUAUGCUCUGGGUGGGGACAUGAAAAGUCGGACGAGGAAACAAAAGAGUACUCGCGGCUGUUGGCCUCUCAUAUCUCGCUUAUCAUGGUCAAUGGGACGGACAGUGACGUAGAUUUCGGGAAGGGGCUGAUUGGAGAACCUAGACUGUUGGAAGUUCUCAUCAUUUUUGUACACUCCAAAGGCAAGAAUUAUUUCAGGAAUGAACUGCAAGAUACAACCGAAUUCGUUCUUCUUCUUAUCAUCCAACUCUUUUACAACUGUUCCAUGGAUUACGCGAACAGGGACCGCCUGCGAGGAGCGGGAGUCCUCGAAGCCGUCAUCCCCUUCAUGGAGUCCAAGGACCAUCAAAUGGCCCUGGUGGCUCUCCUCUGCGUCGCCUAUCUUGCAGAUGAGGAACAGAGCGGGGUCUUCCGGGCGAAUAAUGUUGCGCCGAUGCGCCUGCUCUUGUCUCGAAUCCGAGAGGCUGCCGUUGAUGUUGACAAGCGGGAUUCUAUGGGUUGGCAUGCUACAGAACUCCUCAAAGGGCUAGGACGUCUUGCGUUAAAUGAUGCCAACAAAACCCUCAUCGCAGACGCUGAGUUUGUUCCUAUCCUUCUAGUCAUGGCCAAAGAGGAUCGUUACCCUGAUGAGCAGUUUGAAGCCAUGGAUAUCCUUUGGACGUUAUCCUUCGACGAGACUGCCAGACUCAUCACUGGGAUUGGCAACCAGAAGGAAGCGAUUGGUCUGUUCGGACGCCUGGCGUCCAAUGAGAGUCAUCCCUGUAAGAAGACGGCCGAAGGCAUACUAUGGAAUAUCAGGGGAGGUUGCCCAGCAUGCGCGGUACCCCAGGAGGAUAUUGAAGACAAUUUCGAUAAAACCGACUCGUCAAAUCAACCGUACAUCAUGAUGAGCUAUCAAUGGGAUAGCCAGGAGCUGGUCCUGAGAGUGAGAGACGUGCUGCGGUCACGAGGCUACAAUGUCUGGAUAGACGUCGAGAGGAUGGCGGGCUCCACGCUGGAGGCGAUGGCCCGGGCAGUCGAGGGAGCGCAUGUAGUUUUGCUCUUCUUCUCCAAGCGGUACAAGGAUAGCCAGAACUGCAGAGCAGAGGCCGAAUACACUUUUAAGACUAAGAAACCCUUCAUCCCCGUUCUGGUGGAGCCAAAUUACGCUGCCGAUGGAUGGCUUGGAAUCAUGCUGGGAGUCAAACUCUAUUACGACUUCAGCCGAGAGGACAUCAUUGCGGACAAGAUGGCCGAGUUGGGCAAGGCCUUAGACUGCGGGCAGCAGUCCAGGAUGGCGCAGGAAGGUCCCGACACUGCUAUAAAUGUUACAGAUGGGAAAGAAGACAAGACGAUUUCUACCAAAUUGUUGUCGACAGCAUCAAAUGCAUGUAGCAUGGCUUCAAAUUCUCCUUAUACAACUUUGCAUCAUCAACCCUGUGCCUUUUGGCGGGAACAUAUUGGAUCACAGACCCCCAGCGUGAAGGGCUGGGACGCUGGAAUGGUGUCGGACUGGAUGAAGGAAAGCAGUCUGGAUAGGGAAAAACUGGGUCAUCUGACAGGACGCCACCUACAUUUCCUCUGGAGAAUGAAGCAGGAUGCGCCAUCAAGCUACUAUAAAUUUAUCGAAGAGAACCUUCGCCUGACGAAUAUUGACCACAUGGCAACACUGACAAAUGCUCUGGAGGAAUUGUAA